AUUUUAAUGUGGUGGGGAGGCGGAAGUGCUUUGAGCGUGACGCAUUUUUUCCAGCUUGACGCAGGUCUGGGAUCGCUGCGGCUCAUCGCGACGUCGCGGCUUUGUUCGACCCGGAUUCUUUCAUGAAGUGUUGAUGUCACCUGGCCAUGUCCGCCGUGGUGUACCCUCGCGAAGAAGCCCCGGAGCGUCUGAGCCAGGACGAGAUCGUGGUCAACGCCAAGGCCGUCAUGCAGGGCCUGGAGACGCUGCGCGGCGAGCACGCCCGGCUGCUCGACUCGCUGCUCGACUGCGCUCACCCGUCGGCCGCGCGGGAAAAGUCCGGCGCGCUCCGCAAGAGCGUGGAGGCCAUUGAGCUGGGCCUGGGAGAAGCUCAAGUGAUCGUCGCCCUGUCGGGCCACCUGAGCGCCGUCGAGUCCGAGAAGCAGAAGCUGCGCGCCCAAGUGCGGCGCCUGUGCCAGGAGAACCAGUGGCUGCGCGACGAGCUGGCGGCCACGCAGCGCAAGCUGCAGCGCAGCGAGCAGAGCGUGGCGCAGCUGGAGGAGGAGAAGAAGCACCUGGAGUUCAUGAACCAGAUCAAGAAGCUGGACGACGACGACGACGACGACGGCGACGACGACGACGCGGCGGCCGCCUCGCCCUCCGAGGAGAAGAACCGAAGCAAGGACGGCCUGGACGACUUGUUCCCAAACGACGACGAGCACGGGGCAGCUCAGCCCGGCGGCGAGGCGGCGGCGCGGCGAGGCGGUUACGAAAUCCCGGCCCGCCUCAGGACGCUCCACAACCUGGUCAUCCAGUACGCCUCGCAGGGCCGCUACGAGGUGGCCGUGCCGCUGUGCAAGCAGGCCUUGGAGGACCUGGAGAAGACGUCGGGCCGCGAUCACCCCGACGUGGCCACCAUGCUCAAUAUCCUGGCUCUGGUCUACAGGGACCAGAACAAGUACAAAGAAGCGGCGCACCUCCUCAACGACGCCCUCGCCAUCCGAGAGAAGACGCUGGGCAAGGACCACCCCGCGGUGGCCGCCACCCUCAACAACCUGGCCGUCCUCUACGGCAAGCGGGGCAAGUACAAGGAGGCGGAGCCUCUGUGCAAGCGAGCGCUGGAGAUCCGGGAGAAGGUGUUAGGCAAGUACCACCCCGACGUGGCCAAGCAGCUCAACAACCUGGCGCUGCUGUGCCAGAACCAGGCCAAGUACACGGAGGUGGAGUACUACUACCGUCGCGCUUUGGAGAUCUACCAGUCCGAGCUGGGCGCCGACGACCCAAACGUGGCUAAGACCAAAAACAACCUGGCGACGUGCUACCUGAAGCAGGGCAAGUUCAAGGACGCCGAGGCGCUCUACAAAGACAUCCUGACCCGAGCGCACGAGCGCGACUUCGGCUCCGUCAACAAUGACAACAAGCCCAUCUGGAUGCACGCCGAGGAGCGAGAAGAGAGCAAGGGCAAGCGCAAGGACGCGGGGACGUACGUGGAGUACGGCAGCUGGUACAAGGCGUGCAAGGUGGACAGCCCCGCUGUCAACACCACGCUCAAGAGUCUGGGGGCCCUGUACCGCCGCCAGGGCAAACUGGAGGCGGCUGAAACGCUGGAGGAGUGCGCCAGCAAGUCCCGCAAGCAGGGCUUUGACGCCGUCAACCGAAGCAAGGUGGUGGAGCUCCUCAAGGACGGAGGAGGAGGAGAGCGGCGACGCAGCAGGGAAGGAGGGAACGCCUCCGGGGCGCCGAGGGCCGACGGCGAUGCCGACGACUCUGCCGAGUGGAACGGGGACGGAAGCGGCUCCCUCCGCCGCAGCGGCUCCUUCGGGAAGAUCCGCGACGCCCUGAGGAGGAGCAGCGAGAUGCUGGUGAAAAAGCUGCAGGGCAGCGGGCCGCAAGAACCGCGCAACCCGGGAAUGAAGAGAGCCAGUUCCCUCAACUUCCUGAAUAAGGGCGCCGAGGAUACCGCGCGGGACGCCGACUCGGGCCUGUCAGACUGUCGGGGACUCAGCGCCAGCAACGUGGACCUGACCAGACGCGACUCCCUGAUCGGCUAGACUGACCCGGACGCUCCGCCGCGCGCGCUUUUAUUUGAUUUGAUUUAUUUAUUUAUUUAUUUUUGGGGGGGGGUGGAGUGGGUUCACCGCAUCAAGACGCGUCGGUCGCCGUCGUACUUUCCCACUCGGCAUGCGAAAAUCCAAACGCUGACGUAGCUGUAGCUCCACCGUCACAUCGCUCGACCGCGAUUGGCUGUUUAGAAGAUGGGCGUGGCUCGGGGGACGGGACGGGAAGCGCUAGUACGUGUCCGCUUUUAGCAGCUCCGUGAACGUCGCGAGGUCGAAUCCCGUCGCGUUGGUUUUAGCCGGAGCGUCUGUUGUCCCGACGCUUUUCCACAAAAUGCACUUGAAGACGCUUCAAUAAAUUAUACAACACAUGUC
Messenger RNA from Syngnathoides biaculeatus (alligator pipefish), 2411 nucleotides. It is a transcript of the gene klc2, whose product is annotated as kinesin light chain 2. The transcript has 14 exons. Gene Ontology annotation, molecular function: kinesin binding. The record is from RefSeq and is a predicted model, not a curated record. Lineage: Eukaryota; Metazoa; Chordata; Actinopteri; Syngnathiformes; Syngnathidae. Gene Ontology annotation, biological process: microtubule-based movement. Gene Ontology annotation, cellular component: kinesin complex; cytoplasm; membrane-bounded organelle. Bases 147 to 2030 code for a protein of 627 amino acids.